Molecule: messenger RNA, 1394 nt
Organism: Brassica oleracea var. oleracea
Lineage: Eukaryota; Viridiplantae; Streptophyta; Magnoliopsida; Brassicales; Brassicaceae
Exons: 7
Coding region: 114-1379 (421 amino acids)
Source: RefSeq, a predicted model, not a curated record
CAUCUCUAUCUCUCUAAAGUUUUUUCUUGAAAUAAAGAGCUUGUAAUUUUCAUAUUAUAUUUUCAUAUUAUAGUGAGGGAUUAUCCUCAGCCAAAUCAAAUUCAGUACAAGUCAUGCAUGUCCGUUCCUUGACGAUGAAAUCGGUUGUGAGAUGUCUCCUGGUUGUGCUAACGGUGAUGGUAACGAAUAUAGUGGAGCCAAUAGCUGGAAAAGUUAAAAAUCAACAGAUUGAACUCAGGCUUAAGCAACUCAACAAGCAAGCUCUUAAAUCCCUCGAGAGUUCAAACGGUGAAAUAAUUGAUUGCAUAUCUAUUGCGAACCAACCAGCUUUUGAUCAUCCCAUGCUCAAAAACCAUACGAUUCAGAUGACACCUAGUUCUUAUCCGCACGAGGUUUUAACCGAAGAAGACAAUGCUCCAACACCAAGCAACGACGAAGAACAACCAGAAAAUACAGUUCAGCCUUGGCAACUGGUAGGAGAGUGCCCUGAAAACACUAUUCCAAUCAAAAGAAUAACAAAAGAAGAUCUUCUAAGAGAAGAUAAUAUAAAGAAUCACGGGAAUAAAUCGAAUAUCUCUCAGCCUCAUCAAUUCUAUCACCCGAAGGAUACCACUAACUAUAGUGGCCACGAGUAUGCGAUCACAUCUGUUAGUGAUGGUCCUUACCGCGGAACUAAAGCACAGAUAAACGUGUGGAAACCACGGGUCCAAGAAGUAGGAGAAUCCAGUAUAUCACAGAUAUCCAUCAUAGGAGGAAAAUUUGAUGCUGGUUUGAAUUCAAUACAAGCUGGUUCGCAUGUCCACCCGGCUCUAUAUGGUGAUGACAAUCCUCGAUUUUUUAUUUACUGGACAAGAGACAAUUACCAGAAUACAGGAUGCUACAAUCUCAGGUGCCCCGGCUUUGUUCAAAUUAACAAAAAACUGACCCCUGGUUAUUUGUUAACACCCAUCUCCACCUAUAAUGGUCCACAAGUUAAAUUUACCAUACAAAUGUGGAAGGAUCCAAAGACAGGAAACUGGUGGUUACAAUUGAAUGAUCAAGAGUUGAUAGGGUAUUGGCCAAAAGAGAUAUUCACAAACCUUGCAGAUGAAGGGGCAAGCGUGAUUGAAUGGGGAGGUGAAGUGGUGAACAAGAAGAAAGACGGACAACACACAACCACUGAAAUGGGAAGUGGACACUUUCCAAGUGAAGGAUUUGGAAAAGCAAGUAGCUUUGAAGUCAUCAAAAUCAUUGAUAUGAAUAAUGGUUUAAUAGAUCCGGUUAAAGUUAAAACUUUAGUGAGUCGACCUGCUUGUUACGAUAUUAAAACAGGUUAUGAUAAAAAAUACGAGGUUUUUUUCUACUAUGGUGGUCCUGGUCGUAACCCGAAUUGUUCUUAGAUACUUCAUAUUUAU